CCAGCCCUCUCCUCGAGCGGUGUGGACUGCUCCAGCUUCAGAGCUGACACCGGCUGCCUCAGUAGUCCGCAUUAACUCUGUCUCAGAAGGAGCUGCAGCUCCAGUGUCCGCUUUAAACACUCAGUUCAAGAUCCGGGAGCCGCUGAAGGACCGCGGACCGAGAAAAAGGAACUAAGUAUCCUGUAGAGGAGGGAAAACAGGUCCCGGUGCUGGUGCUGGUGCUGGAGCAGAAGAGGGUAUUUAAGGUGUUAGCUCUACUUUCGUGGGCUACUUUACCCGGCAUCUCACCGCCGGGGACGGAAGACAGCCGCCUAUCACUGACAGAGAGUCGAAAGGGAACCGAGUUGGACGUUCGCUUUCUUCCGCAAAAAGAUGGCAUCAAAUGACUCUCGGCUCCAGCAGCAGCCCUCCCAGAAGGAUGCGGCUGACCAGAACUUUGACUAUAUGUUCAAGCUGCUUAUUAUUGGCAACAGCAGCGUGGGAAAAACAUCCUUCCUGUUCCGCUACGCAGAUGACUCCUUCACCUCUGCCUUUGUCAGCACCGUGGGCAUCGACUUUAAAGUCAAGACUGUCUUCCGCAAUGACAAGAGGAUCAAGUUGCAGAUAUGGGAUACAGCGGGGCAAGAGCGCUACCGCACCAUCACCACAGCCUACUACAGAGGAGCCAUGGGCUUCCUGCUCAUGUAUGACAUCACUAACCAAGACUCCUUCAGUGCAGUUCAGGACUGGGCAACACAGAUCAAGACAUACUCCUGGGACAAUGCUCAGGUGAUCCUGGUUGGUAACAAGUGUGACCUGGAGGACGACAGGCUCGUCCCCACAGAGGACGGCCAGCGACUGUCAGAGGACCUCGGUUUCCAGUUCUUUGAGGCUAGCGCUAAGGACAACAUCAACGUGAAGCAGGUGUUUGAGCGCCUAGUGGAUGUCAUCUGUGACAAGAUGAACGAGAGCAUGGAGGGAGACAUCAACCUCAUAUCCAACCACGGAAACCAAGGCCUUAAAGACUCAACUCCAGAGAGCCACGGGGGCUGUGCCUGCUAAACCACCUGCCUUCUUAACAAGUCCCCCAACACACACACACACGACACACACAACACAAACAUACAGAUACUCGUACACAAAGACCAUAAAGUCCUUCUCUGUGCCUCAACCAUGGAAAGUGCCGCGUCUCUCUCUUCACUCCAGCACGGCCCAGCUCUGCUUCGUCCACACAGCGCAGCACGAACCAAAGGACAGCUAGCCAAGAUAAUCUUCAUCAGCGCUGUCAGGCCCCUAUCUUCCCCAGGCCUGUCUUUCUCUCUUUUCCCUUAAAGAGGCCCACUCUCUGGUAAAACCUGCUCUGUGUUCUGUCCUGUGUUCUGUCAAUAACCUUGACCGCUGGUGCCUCAUCAGCAUUUUAAAUGUACUGUCUCUGAAACAUUUGUUCAGUGGCUUUUUAUUUUUCUGAGCCAUGUAUUUGUGCAGAUAGCUUGAAGCUAGUGAGGCCAAAUAGUGUAUGUAGAUGGCUGUACUUGGAUGGCAUUAUUUAAGAUUCAUACUGUAUAUGUGCUUUGUUUACACAGUAGACACUGUUUUACAAUAACAGCAGUUAGCCUUGCAAAACAGACUACGGGUCAUGAGCUCAUUUAUUGCCAGGAGAAUUACAUAAACUGUGUCACUCCUGAACAUUUAUUUUCAAAACGACAGUUCGGAGAGUGGUGCACUUGUCCAAUAGGACGCUUCAUGCUCAUGACUGAUUGAAGGAGACUGUGGUAGCAUUUUUUGCACCCUACUUGAAAAGAUGUAUGUCUCAAACAAAGGCGUAUUGAGCUUUGCAAGGCUUAAAGGAAUAGUUUGACAUUUUGGGAAAUCUGCUUAUAUGCUUUCUUGUGGAAACUUUAAUGUCUGUAUUCCAAAUAAAGCUACAGCCAGCAGCCAGUUAGCUUAGGUUAGCACAAAGACUUUUUUUGUACGGAUUACGUUAGGAUUUUUUAACCUUUGGACAGAGCCAGUCUAGCCCUUAAAGCCGUGUUUCCAGUUUUUGCGCAAAGCUAACCGGCUGCUGGCAGUAGCUUCAUAUUUACCAUACAGACGUUAGAGUGGUGUCAGUCUUCUCAAUUUUUAAAUCAGAUUCAGUCAAAUGUUGGAUACAUUAAUAAUUACUGUUGUCUCUAAAUUUCCAUAAAUAUGGACAUAUCAGUAAAGUGCAGUCAAAUGAGGUUCAUUUGGAAAAAUUAACUGAUGCCUUCAUGGUGUUUUUUUUCUGGCAUUGAAAUCAUUAUCAUGUUCUGAUGAUACCCUAGAUGAUUUGUCUGUAGCGAGAUUCUGAGGUACAUCUCGUCAUCUAUCACUUACAAAGUUAAAGCAUCAAUCAAGACGACAAAGAAAACCAACAGAAUGUCAUAAUGAACCUUAUCUUUUUAAAAUUUAAAUGGCAGUCUUGUGAUGCCCUCUCUAUCCCUCAGUGCUUCUCAGAAGCCUUUUCUUGCGCACUAAUGCAGGGACAGCUGGACGGCUGUUCUAAUGGUAAAAGUUGAGCCUCUUCACAGAGCAAGUAUGCUCCUGUGAGGAAGUCGUUUAACACUGGUGACACAUAUUUGUCACAUGACCUCCCUUGUGGUAUGUCCUCGCUCACCCUUGUGUGCCACUCUUUCUUGAAACACCUUCUCUCGCACACAUGCUUGCACCACCAAACAUACAACACACACACACACUGCUCCCCCAACUGUAGCGUGGCAGAACAGUUGGCAUGGCAAACCUACUAUGCUUAAUAACUGAGUAUUUAAAAAGUGGUGAAUUCUCCUUUUUUUUUUUUGUUACUGACAUAACGACUGUUUAGUGGAGCAGCACUGUGUGUGUAUGUGUGUACUCAGAAAGGGAACAACACUGAACUCAGAGGAGGAUGACUCUAGGUCUCAACGGUGCUGUUGCCACUGUUAGGAAAGCAAUGAUCCGGUGCAGAAUAUUAGUUAAAAGAGCCUCUGUCACUUUAUCUUAAUCUUUAUCCCAUUACUGUAAUAUCUCGUCUUGACAUUUAAGUUAAUGAAUUGAGGUUUAUCUUCAUUCGACAUUAUGUUAUGUUUGCUAUCAGUUAAAGUGUGCGUUACACAGCUUUUUUCUGUUCCUUUACACCAUUUUUGACAUUUCUUUAUUGAACGGUCAAACUACCCCUGCUGAAAGCUGUGUCAUAAUUAAUGAAAUAGAAAUUUGAAGUGUCUUUGGAUUGCAGGAAUGGGAAAAAAUGUACUAAAGGGCAGUAAUUUUGCUAUUACUUUCUGUUAAUUAUUAUUUACAGUGCCAUUUGACCAUCACCAUCCACGUGCCAACUACUGACUGUCCGUUAGUAUCAUCCAUAACCUCUGCACCAUGAUAGCAGCCUCGUGUUGCCAGGCCAAAGCCCAUGGUCGCUCUGCACAGCUCAGGGGUUGGGUCACAACUGGUGGUCAGCUCACUCCCUGCUAUUGUAUAAGCCUGUGGUCAGUUAUCUCUCCUCCCAGCAUGUGCUGAUGAACAGUGAUAUGGUUUUUACCACAUUGAGCUUUAAUGCAGGGGUUUAAAACAAGGAGGAUGUGCACAAGGUCACUGACUCGUAACACUACAUUUGUAUUACAACAUUUGUGUAUAAUUCACUGUGCAGGUCUGCAAUGUAUUUACAUGGAAUGCAGAGGCAUCAGAGAGCAAAUAAUAUCUGUGAUAGUUUCACUAAAGGAGCUUACAAUGGCGACUGUUGUUUGUAUACAUAUUGAAUGUGCUAAACUUGUACUGUUGCUAACUGUCCACUGAUAUUGAAUUUUUGACCACUUCGUCCAGUAUCUGUCUGCCAUAUUUGUAUAAAUAAGUCUGUAGCAUCCAAAGUGGUUGGUCUGGGGUGUGCUCUUUUCUUUCUUAUGUUGACAAUCUAUUUGUUUUCAUGUCUUGCAUUUUCUGAUUGACUGCGUUUUAAAAGAGGGAAGAUAAGAUUAUUUGAUCCUGUUUUAUUUUAGGCUCUGAAUGUGUUGAAUGGAAGCAUUGUGGGGAAAAAUGCAUCUUAUAAACAAAAAUAAAUUGAACGUGUUGAAAUGUGUAUAUGAAAAUAAAGAAUAUAUUAAUUACAAAA
Molecule: messenger RNA, 4075 nt
Organism: Dicentrarchus labrax (European seabass)
Lineage: Eukaryota; Metazoa; Chordata; Actinopteri; Moronidae
Gene: rab3db
Product: RAB3D, member RAS oncogene family, b
Exons: 5
Coding region: 373-1041 (222 amino acids)
Biological process (GO): protein secretion; regulation of exocytosis; protein localization to plasma membrane
Cellular component (GO): endosome; synaptic vesicle; plasma membrane
Molecular function (GO): GTP binding; GTPase activity
Source: RefSeq, a predicted model, not a curated record